Messenger RNA from Lodderomyces elongisporus, 2211 nucleotides. RefSeq lists its product as uncharacterized. The coding region runs from base 1 to 2211 and encodes 736 amino acids. The record is from RefSeq and is a predicted model, not a curated record. NCBI's taxonomy places the organism in Eukaryota, Fungi, Ascomycota, Pichiomycetes, Serinales, Debaryomycetaceae. Gene Ontology annotation, molecular function: protein binding. The transcript has a single exon. Gene Ontology annotation, cellular component: nucleus.
AUGGAAUACUGGUACAGCAACUCCAAUCACCGGAAGAGAAACUCUGUGAGUGGUAAUGGCGGCAGCAAUAAUGGGAUUAACCUUGCUUCCACAGGCAACCUUUAUGUCUCACCCACUUCAAACCUAUCUCCAUCUUUUGAAAAUGCGUCUUAUCUGCCAAACCUUUCACAGCAACAGCAACAACAACAGCAGCAACAGCAACAGGCUCAUUAUUUGCAAGCAUCAACGAUAGGUGGAGUGGGAUCUGCAAUGUCAAGCAGAGUACCCCCUCAUUCACAUCUGCAUCAUCACCACCAUCUGCAUCUGCAACUGUUUUUGCAACAACUGCCGUAUAAUCAAAAGGGCGGAAUGCGACCACCAUCGCAACAUCCAAUGUAUCAACUGGGUAUGCCUCUGUUGCAACCUCCCACGCUGGCAAAUAGUAGCAGUGCUGGUAGUGUUAGUGGUAGUGGUAGUGGCGGCGGCAGCGGCAGCGGAGGUGCACCCAGCUCUCCUUUGCAGCAAAUGAUGGCUACUUCGCCUUCAAAUCAAACUGCCGUUUCAAUUGGCGGAGGCGUGCCACAAUCGAAUAAUGCAUACAGCACGAUUGGAGGAAAUGGGAGUGUCGGUGGCGAUAGAGUUGCCGGGUUUUCACCAGGUGUUGUUCCGACUCCUUCGACCACGCCAAUGGAGCGCAAUUCCUACUAUUUCAGUCAGUACCCACUAUUUGCAACCGAUUGGGUAUCUGUAAAUGGAACUGAGUGUAUAGCUUUGGGCUCAUACAAGGAAGGGUUCACAAACAAGCUUGAAAUUGUUUAUGGAUAUGAACAAAAUGACAACAUAUACUCUGCAACCACCCCUGUUUUGGACAAUUAUGCCAGUGCGGGGUAUUACGAUGAUGCUGAUCUGCACCGACACAAUCCAAAUGGUACAAGCAGUGGGGAUAAUGGAUUUUUGUUUCGCAAAGUUGCUGAUGUCAACUUGGAAUACCCUAUAACACACUUACAAUGGGACCCAUCCAUGCUUGGAGAUAACGGUAUUGGAAAACAGGGCGGAGGUAGUGAUGGUUUUAGCGCAACAAGGUUGGCUGCAUCUAGUGACUUAUUACGGCUUUACAAAGUAAAUGAAUCGAGCAAUGACAAUUUUCAAAUUAUACAAACUCAUACCCUUUCCAACAAUACAGUGUCAGCAGCAGCAGCUGGUACAGGGGCAGGAACAAAUGGCCAAACUCUUGGUGGGAAAGAUGCAGUUAAUACCGGGCCACCAGUUACUUCCUUUGAUUGGAAUAAAACAGACACCAACAUCCUUAUAACAUCAAGUGUUGAUACAACGUGUACAGUUUGGGAUCUCAACCGAUCGCACCCAUAUGACGAAUUAACUGACUCAGCAGUUAUAAAGACGCAGUUGAUUGCGCACGAUUCGGAGGUGUUUGAUGUUAAAUUUAUCCACAAAUCUACAAAUGUCUUUGCAUCAGUAGGGAAUGAUGGGUCAAUGAGAGUUUUUGACUUGCGGUCUUUGGAACACUCUACAAUUAUAUACGAGCCAAUUCCUACCCCUGUUUCAUCCCAUAACAAACCAGCUUCUAUAACAGGUAAUGCGGGUUUAUCGUCUUCAUUUCCUGGCCAGCUUCAUCUGGCAAAUUACAACUCCAAGGCAUUAUUAAGUUUAGCUACUAGUAAUAUUGAUCAGCAUCAUAUUGCUACCAUUGGCGUCAACUCGAAUCAGAUAAUUAUCAUAGACAUGCGGAUGCCAGGUUUGCCCAUGGCUAUAAUCGAUGCAUCACCUACGAUGCAUCGUGGUGGCUCUUUUCAGACACAGAGAUCUGCUUUUGGAGGUGCUGGUGCUAGUGCUGGUGCUAGUGGUUAUCGAGGACCCGCAGUCAAUUCAAUUGCAUGGCAUCCGACUUCAAAUUAUCUACUCAGCGGUGGCGAUGAUUGUCAAGCCUUGGUUUGGGAUAUCAAUAAUCUUCAUCUUGGUGGAAGCACUAGUGCUAGUGCUAGUGCUAGCGCUAGUUCAAGUUCAAGCUUGAACAAUGCUAACCCAAGUAACAAUGCUAAUGGCGGAAGUAGUGGGAAUGGAAGUGCAGGCAGUGGUCUUGGUAGUAAAGUUAUCGAUACUCCGGUACUUGCUUACGAAGAGGAUUUAGAAGUAAAUAACGUUUGUUGGAGACAAAAUGCUGGGGAUUAUAUGGGUGUUGUUAGUGGAAAAGGUUUCCAGGCGGUGCUGAUUUAA